AUGGCAUCGAGCACUCGUUCAGGUGUCAUUACACUAUUGCAUACGGCAUGUGGUGCCGGAGUCUUAGCCAUGCCCUAUGGGUUCAAACCAUUCGGACUUAUACCCGGUUUGCUGGUGAUAAUCUUUUGUGCGUUAUGUUCACUAGGAGGCCUACUGUUGCAAGCCAAGGUGGCUCGCUAUGUCCCUGAGAAAUCUGCAUCUUUUUUCACUUUGACCCAGAUCAUAAAUCCAAACUUGAGUGUCAUAUUCGAUAUUGCGAUAGCUAUCAAAUGUUUUGGUGUAGGAGUUUCCUAUAUGAUUGUUGUUGGAGAUCUGACGCCACAAAUAGCGUCUGUAUUUACAUCAAAUCAUCUGUUGCUCGAUAGGAAUGUGCAUAUAACCCUUAUCAUGUUAUUCAUCGUUUCACCAUUAUGCUUUCUAAAAAGAUUGAGCUCACUUAGGUACGCAUCCUUAAUCGCACUUCUGUCCGUGGCAUACCUUUGUGUGUUGAUAUUUAUACACUUUGUUUGGCCCUCUGAAGAAAUUCAUGAUCUUAAGGGACAUGUCUCACUUUGGAUUCCCCACGAUGAGACUAAUCCGUUGACUACGUUACCAAUAUUUGUGUUUGCCUACACCUGUCACCACAACAUGUUUUCUGUGAUUAAUGAGCAAAAGGAUACCUCAUUCAGGCAUAUCAAGAAAGUGGCAAUCUAUGCCAUGUUCCUAGCUCUUUCACUCUAUUUGCUUAUUGGUGGUAUGGGCUAUCUGACAUUCGGUGAUCAUAUCAUUGGAAACAUUAUUAAACUAUACCCACAAUUCGCAUCUACGACUGUUGGAAGAAUAGCCAUUGUGCUACUUGUGAUGCUGGCAUUUCCCUUACAAUGCCACCCAGCCAGAGCUUCGAUUAAUCAUAUUCUUUUCUACUUGCAAGAACAUCUGUCCCAGUCCAAGCAGAACACAAGGACUGAUAACACUGCAAAUGCAGUGGAUGAAGCAUCGACUUUGAUUGUUAAUGGUGAUCAAGAAUAUAUGAUUGAUGAACUUAUCGAGGAAGACUCUGCUAAUCAGCCUCCGGUUGUCCCACUGCAUGGCAGAAAAUUUGUCAUCAUUACGAUUUUUCUCCUACUGGCAUCAUACCUACUAGCGAUCUCCGUGUCCUCGCUUGCCCGUGUGCUAGCAGUGGUUGGUUCCACAGGCUCAACCUCGAUUUCUUUCAUCCUCCCGGGUAUAUUCGGCUACCAAUUGAUAGGCUCAGAAGUCGACUCGGGGUCUCUACCAUUCAAGACAAAACUGUUCAAAUAUGCAGGCCUGGCGCUUGCAGUUUGGGGUGUUGUCGUUAUGGCCACCUGUUUGACAGCUACACUAACCAUGAAUGCUUCCCAUUAG
Torulaspora delbrueckii is the source of this 1365-nucleotide messenger RNA. RefSeq names its product amino acid transporter (gene AVT5). The record is from RefSeq and is a predicted model, not a curated record. The transcript has a single exon. Bases 1 to 1365 code for a protein of 454 amino acids. Gene Ontology annotation, cellular component: fungal-type vacuole membrane. Gene Ontology annotation, biological process: amino acid transmembrane transport. Gene Ontology annotation, molecular function: L-arginine transmembrane transporter activity; L-lysine transmembrane transporter activity; L-histidine transmembrane transporter activity. NCBI's taxonomy places the organism in Eukaryota, Fungi, Ascomycota, Saccharomycetes, Saccharomycetales, Saccharomycetaceae.